AUGUCUCCAUCAUCAAACUACAUUUCUUUUCUUCUCUUCACAACCCUCUUAUUUCCUCUACACACCAUAGCCAGAGAAAGUGAAUUCUUCAGCAAAGUCACUCACUUCAACAAAGAAGAAUCACCAACCGUCACAAACAAACCAGAAGAGCAACAACCAUCUUUCCUCCCUCAAACUGAAAACAGCUAUGGCUUAUAUGGCCAUGAAUCCGAUCACCUUCCGACGAACACCGCCGCAACGAACUCCGAGUUCGAAAACAACAACUACAACAACAAGUACUACAACAAUGAUGCCUAUAACACAAAGUAUUACAACAAGGAUCCUUUUGGAAAUAGCCAAAAUGAACAAAGUUACAAUUACAACUCCAUGAUGGAAAAACAAAACAACAAUGAAAGACCACUCUACAACAACAACAACAACAACUAUUACAAUGGUGAGAAACAAGGGAUGAGUGACACAAGAUUCUUGGAAGGUGGAAAAUAUUUCCAUGAUAUUAACAACGAGAAAUACAAUCCAACAAUGUAUGGCGAUUCAUAUUCUACAGGAGUUAACACAAAUAAUUGGUACAACAACAGAGGUAACAGCUAUAACUCUAACAACAAUGGAUACUACCAGAAUAACCAUGGAAGCUACAAUGGUUAUAAGAACCAAGUGGUGGAUCAGUUUGAAGAUGAACAAAAUGAGUUUGAGCCAUGA
Messenger RNA from Lathyrus sativus (Indian pea), 696 nucleotides. The record is from the annotation of a GenBank genome assembly. NCBI's taxonomy places the organism in Eukaryota, Viridiplantae, Streptophyta, Magnoliopsida, Fabales, Fabaceae.